CGGAACGAAAAGCAGAUUUGGAUCAAGCAUGCGCAACUUUCACAAUUUUCCUCCCACUAGAUUUCCUCGUCAUGAUGCCUCCAAUUUCGAGCAGUUUCUCUGCCUGGCGUUGGCUAUGGAGAUUGGCAAUAGUGUACACGGCGAUGAGCUGCGUGCAAUCGUGCGGGGCUCUGCCUCUCGACAGUACCUUCUGUCGACAUGUUGUUUUCCCCCUGGGAUACUCCUGCGUUGAAUAUAAGGUGACAACAGAUGAUGGCUUCAAGUUGGUACUACAUCGCAUCAGCACAUGGUACGUUACCACGAGGACCGUCAACACGAUCACGAAUUUACCCAUGGAGGUUACUCCACCACCAGACACCGAAGGGGACAUUCCUUUUCAGGGGACUUCUAGAACUUCCCCCAUGGAGAUCAGCAUCCGUGAGCCUAGACAAGUUUCUUCAACAGACACCGCUGAACAGCCAUUCGAAAGAUGUACUGUUGGCGAUUCUAAGGGCUGCCAAGGCAACAACCUCACCUCACCUCGAGAACCAAAACCAUCGAGUCCAGGACAUUUACCAACAAAUCAAACAGCCUCUCGAGAUCUAAUCCCGAGUGCAGUCUCAGUUGAUGCUCCUGCUUCGUUAGGUCCCCGUUCGAGGUUUCCCCCGUCGAUUUCUGCAACAUUAGACGUUUCACCAUUUCCAUCACCUCCUGCCACAAUACCAUCGGCCAAAGGAGCACCGGAGUCCAGAGGUGAGUGGCCGACUGCUUGGCCCCCAUCAUAUGCACCAGCAGCUAGCUAUCUGUCUCCUCUGCCCUCAGAUAUCUCCCCAUCGGGUUUCACCACUGAAGCUUUCGACAUCAGUCCUGCAAAUUCACCGACCCCAUGGAGUUAUGAAAGUGGUCCGCGGGAACAGAUCCCGGUACCAUUUCAGGAGCCCGGAGGCGUGAUUUCUCCUCCUGAAGCCCAGCAUGGAUUCGUUCCUGAUGAACCUGUGGACAAUCCCAGCACAGCAGCAGGGCAGCAGCAGAAGCCGCGAAGAGGAGUCCCUGUGCUGCUCAUGCAUCCGGAGUUUCUGAAUGGUGACAGCUGGUUCACGCCAAAUCACUCUCCUGGGGAUCGCUUCUUACCUCUGAUGAUGGUCGAUGCUGGGUACGAUGUUUGGGUCGGACACCACCGUGCCACCAUCUGGGGCCACCAGCACGUCACGUUCCAGCCCAAUCAGCCCGAGUACUGGAACUGGACAUGGGAUGAUAGAGCUGAGUACGAUCUUCCAGCCGCUCUGAACUUGAUCAACAGCGAGACUGAGUCGAAAGUGCACUACAUCGGCGUUUCUGAGAGUGCGACAGUCGGAGCGGCUGCAGCAACCAGAUCGACAGUAUCGCAGAUGUUGAGGUCUCUUACUUUGUUGGGGCCCACGGUAUAUCGAGGCAACACGAACUCGUUGGUUCUCGAUGCAUGGGCUUACCUUUUCGGCAACGGGAUUGAUCAGACAUACUUCCUCGAAGGAUUUCAGCACGGAGCAUUCAAUUAUUCAGCAGAGUUUCCCGUGAGCACGAUAUACGGUCAAGGUCCGAUGGCCGUCGUCUUGGAUACGAUUUCUGGACCCAACUGCUGUCUGGGAGCCACCGUCAUCAGAUUCGAUAAUGGGUGGGAUGGAACAACGUCAUUCAAGAAUCUCCUCCAUUAUCAACAGGGAGUGAGGUCCAACACAUGGCAGCACUACGAUUACGGAGUUGAGUGGCGCAACGCGAUGGCUUACGACGGAAGACCGUUUCCUCCAGCGUACAAUCCAGGCGACAUUCCUGCAACUCUUCCUGUGUUCGUGGUGCUCGGCGAGCGGGAUGCGUGUGCGCCGGCAGCCGGCGUGCGCCUCUUCCUGUCGCUUCUCAAAGGCCAUCCGACCUCGCUCUCUCUUCCUAAUUACGCUCACUACGAUCUUACGUACAGCGUCAAUCGCACUCAAGACAUCUUCAACCCGAUUCUAGAUUUUCUGAGCAGUUCGGACGAUAUAUACUAAUCCGUAUCUCUUGCUGUCGAAACACAACUCGAGACAAGAGGGAACAUCUAAAUCACUUCAUAGACCACAGAUUAGGCACAAACAUUUCAGUGUAUUGAUACUUGGCUUCAGAGUAAUAUAUAAAUAUCUG
Molecule: messenger RNA, 2130 nt
Organism: Marchantia polymorpha subsp. ruderalis
Lineage: Eukaryota; Viridiplantae; Streptophyta; Marchantiopsida; Marchantiales; Marchantiaceae
Source: the annotation of a GenBank genome assembly